AUGAAUGCUAUCAAGUCCACCAUUCUAGACAACCUCGCCACCAACCCGGUGGUGAAGGAGGUCAUAGACAUUGCCACAUACUCCGGCGAUCGCAUGGAACGACUCAAAAACGUCGCAUUGAAUGACAAUCAAAACCACAAGCUCCGCCACAUUCUAAAGCAUUUCCUCACCCCUAGCAUUAAGCCGAUUUUUGUCGAUGAUCAUAAUCCGACUUCACAUCAUGACGACAGGGUCCCCGAUGACUGGUUGGCCAUGGUCGAGCAAGACUUGAAGAUGCCUUUCCGCAUGUUCGAUGUCGAGACCAGAAACAUGGUCCCCACCUACAACCUCGGGAUGAAUGACCAGUACUGUAUUGUUUCUCAUAGCUGGAAAGGCUCUGAGAUUGGCUAUGGAUACUUUGCCAAUGCCCGAACAUUGGAUCCCAAGAAAGGGUCCCAGGCUGGUACCCAAGCCCAGGAGGGAAGGUCAAACUCGAACGAUCUGAGCAAUGUCAUCAAUAAUUGCAGAUCCGACAUUGAUCAGUUAGAAAAGAGUCUUGAGGCUGCGCUUGCAAAUGUCAUUCCCACAGAUGAUGGACAACGACCAGCAGAUAUUGAAAUGCUUCUCCAAUGGUUUAUCGAUGCUAGUGGUGCUGAGUAUGCCCUUGGUGGAGCACAAAAGUCUCUCCAUGAUGCUACAGGAAACCUUUCGAGCGCCGAACGAGAGGCAGACUAUUACAAUGAUCUAUGGGCCAAACUCGAUCAAGCCGAUGAUUUCGGGUCUCGUGCCCCGAAGACUGAUGAAACGCCGGAAAAAGAAUCCAAGUCAUCGGAGGAGAAUGAAGAGAGAAAGGAAAAGACAGAGGUCCACAAGGCAAUUGAUCUCCUGAGAAAAGACGCAUCUGCCCAACACAAAAAGGCAGAAGAGAACUUCCAGGCCGCCUCAACAGCAAGAGAAAAAGCGAGCAGCACAAUUAAGUUCUUUGACGACAACCGCGAACUAUGCUACGGAAUCGAGAAAUUGAUGACUUCUCUCCAACAUAUCCGAUCCUCUCGCAAAAUUGACAAUUCAAUCACCCAAGCCAAAAAGUUGUUUGAUGAGCAUUUCCCCAAAGGCGGAAAGCGAUAUGUCUGGCUCGAUACUUGCUGUAUCAACAAAGCAGAUAGUUAUGAAUUGACCGAGUCCUUGGCUUUGAUGGGUGACUGGUAUGCCAAUGCCGACUUUUGUCUGGUUCACCUGGACACCCCUCGGUCAGAGUCUUCGUGGAUUGAAGAAUGGAAACAUUGGAAGACUGAUUCUCACGAACCCAUCGAAGUCAACAUGAAGACUUUCGAUACAAUUGGCUCCGGGGCAGACGCGACCGAGAAAGCCAGGAACCAGGUGGAAUGGGCAACGCGUGGAUGGACGUUGCAAGAAUUGGUUCUCAGCAAAGUCACCUACUAUGUCAAUUCGCACUGGGAGAAUCUGGCCAGACCCAUUGAGCACAUUGGUCCCUUCUACCACCUUCGUCCCUUCAUCCAACGCUAUCGAAAUCACCCAUUUGUCCUCCAACUCAAAUCUAUUCCAGCUGAGCAAAUUGAAACACUUGAGAAGCUGUUGGAGGGGGAUGUCAUUAAAGCGGAGAUGCCUCAGGAGCAAAAGCUCUCUCUCAUGCUUCAACUCCUAUCAUUCUCGCCGCCGAAACACCUAAAAGAGAAAAUGGCGGAAGCCCAAAUUGGAAAGGCAGUUCUGACAGCCAGUACCAAGCUGCCUACCCUACUGAAAUCCUUGGCUGAAAGCAAGCAAGACGUUGAUUUGUCCUGUCUUUCCAACCUCAUGGAUCAAGAACAAAAUCUCAAUGAAAGAAUUGCCGUGUUCAAUCAUAUGUUGACGAAGUUGGUUGAUUUGACCGAUGAGGCUAUUCUUGAGGACCGGAAGGCUAUUUCCAAGUUCAGCCAAGUCGAGAACAUGACCAACUGGAUCACUGGAGAUGGCCUCUUGGAUUCCUCUGCUAGUACAUCCCUGGUAACGGCAUCCUCACGACAAACCACGGUUCCGACUGAUCAAGCGUACUCUUUGAUGGGUAUUCUUGGUGUGCGAUUCCCUGCUUUUCCAGCAGAGGGUCUUCCCAAGGCCCUGUCCCGGCUGCUUGAUGAGGUAGUUGUCUCAUACAACGAUGUUUCGGUCUUCAAUUGGACUGGCAAGCACCACGGCAGUCCCCUGCACGGACGAUCGCUGUAUCCUGCAGCCAUUGAUGCGUUCCUGGAUCCUGUGAAAAACGAAAAGCUGAAAGCCAAGGCAAAGACCAAUCAGCAAAUUAUCAAGUUGUUCAGGGACCAGCGGGUGCGUCGGAGUGAAAUUGCUACCAAUGUCAACGCAAUCGUUGCCGAGAUUCUGAAAACUGUCAAGGAGAUGCCGGAUGGUCAUCCGCUAUUCAGUGAUCUGGAGUACCUCGGGAGCAAGAUCAAGCUCGCCGAGUUUGAUAAACUUGAGCCCUGUAUCGAGAACCUGAAAGAGGUUGCUGCGUACCUUCAGGAACAACUGGGAGAUAUCAAAUCGGAAGAUGAGACAGCGAAGAAGGCCAAAAAUAGUGUGGAUCAGACACCAGACAACAAGGUAAACCCAAGCAAUGAGAAGCCCGGAAGAUUUGGCUUUGGGCGAAUGAAUUCAUUGCCCAAGUCAGUCAAGUCGUUUGAAAUAUCAAAGCUGCCCUUUGGGAAGAAAGCACCCGCUGUGCAGGAAAUUGAAGCCGAAGCACCUUCCGAAGCCACCACGUCGGUAGACGAUGACUCAAUUUCAAAGGCAAAAAACCCAUGCUCUGGAUAUAAUCAUGCCGAGGAACCUUUGGAAACAUACAUCCGACAUGUACUUGAUGUCCUUGAUUAUAAUGCUGCAUCAUACGGAAAGCCAAGUCGUGCGUCUGAGGCACAAAAGAAGGGCAACUCCAACAACGAUACAAAGCAUCCAACCGGUCACAUGGACGAUUGGCAAUCCUCAGACAAAAGAAUGGUUUGCCCCAACCCAGUCACAGUGAGCACUGCCGGUAUUCGAGGCAUCUUUGAUGUCCAAAGAAUCAUUGUCGAUAUGAUUGAGCCACAGGUGCUUCGUUCACGAAUCAAAAGUGCUGUCAGUGGCCAGUUCAUCGAUGGCUGGUGCACCAUCAGCACUGGUUUUGCUGUGACCCUGGUUGCAUUCUCCUGCGAACGUGACAUGCUUAAGCAGCAACUUGAUCUGGUGGAGGUCAUCAAGCGGAACUUCGAAGAGAAGAAGAAGACCACUGAUUCUGACCGCAAGGCUUCUGAAAAUACGGACAGUGCAGCAACCACUAACAGUACGCAGAGUGCUGUACCAGUGGCCAAUUCUGAAGGCAAUUCUGAAUCUCCAUCGAAGUAUACUUCUUUCCUGAGCCAAGUCAGCCCCGAAAAGAGCUACGAGCAAAGGAAGGUCUCCCGUAUGAUUUCAUUUGUGCAGAAGCCCGAUCUUCACAGUAUUGCAGGUGAAUGGGUUCUUGCGAGAUUUACAGGUGUUCCCGGGGCCAGAUGGUACCUCUGCCGGCUGGAACUUGGUGCUGGAAAUGAUUUCUAUGGGCGGCGGAUUCCCACAGAUGCGUUCAGCUUUGAAGAUGCCGCCCCGGAGCAAGGUCUAACCGAAUACUGGCACCAGUUCACCCGUGAAAAGAAAGAACGCACCUGCGAUACGCUUGAAAUUGCUCUCUACGGAAAGAGGCAGAUGACAUCCGCCGGUGAUGAAAUGCAGAAGCUGGUGCAUUCCUGGAAAAGCGAAAACCCCGAUGCCGAUAAGACUGCUCUUGAGCUGGCUAUGGAGGUCACUCAAAAUGCUUCUUGGGAAAAGAUUGCCAACUUGGGCAAAGCGGCUGGAUCGGUGGUGACUGGACUCGGCUCCGAGGCCUGGGCUGAAUAUCUUGACUCGCGCAUCGAGAAGGGCGCUUUGAAGCGUGUCCCGGUGCCACUGCGUACUCCUGUGAAAGAUCUCUCGCGGAACCGAAAGUUGUUACCUUCCAUGUUCCACGCUGGGCGUGAGUUGCACAUGUUCUGA
Penicillium nucicola is the source of this 4014-nucleotide messenger RNA. RefSeq lists its product as uncharacterized. The transcript has a single exon. Bases 1 to 4014 code for a protein of 1337 amino acids. The record is from RefSeq and is a predicted model, not a curated record. Lineage: Eukaryota; Fungi; Ascomycota; Eurotiomycetes; Eurotiales; Aspergillaceae.